GUUGAAGGGUUUGGUGGUAUUAUAACUGAAGGGGCGAGUAUGAUGAACGCGCAGGCUCAGCCGGCAAUGGCAGGUCCUCAAGGUUACCCUCAUCAUCAGCCUACUUCAGUCGAAGAGGUCAGAACCCUCUGGAUUGGUGACCUACAGUACUGGGUCGACGAGAACUACCUCACUACUUGCUUUGCUCACACCGGCGAGGUGAUUUCUAUAAAGAUCAUACGUAACAAAAUCACUGGGCAGCCCGAGGGUUACGGCUUUGUGGAGUUUGUCUCACACGCCGCAGCCGAAAGGAUUCUGCAUGCUUACAAUGGCACUCAAAUGCCUGGAACUGAGCAGACUUUUAGGUUGAAUUGGGCUUCUUUUGGUAUCGGCGAACGGCGUCCUGAUGCUGGCCCUGAGCACUCCAUUUUCGUAGGGGAUUUGGCCCCUGAUGUCACCGAUUAUGUGCUGCAAGAGACUUUUCGGAAUACGUAUCCGUCCGUUAGAGGUGCCAAGGUUGUCACUGAUCCUAACACUGGACGCUCGAAAGGUUAUGGCUUUGUCAAGUUUGCUGAUGAGGCGGAAAGGAACCGUGCUAUGACUGAAAUGAAUGGUGUUUAUUGCUCAACUAGGCCGAUGCGGAUCAGUGCAGCAACACCAAAGAAAACCACUGGUUUUCAGCAGCAGUAUGCUGCAGCAAAAGCUGUAUAUCCUGUUCCGGCAUACACUACACCAGCAGUUCCUGUAGUACCAACAGCAGAUUAUGAUGCAAACAACACUACGAUUUUUGUUGGAAACUUGGAUCCUAAUAUUACUGAGGAGGAAUUGAAGCAAACGUUUUUGCAAUUUGGAGAUAUUGUCUAUGUCAAGAUUCCUGCAGGCAAAGGCUGUGGUUUUGUACAGUUUGGGACAAGGGCAUCUGCUGAAGAAGCUAUACAAAGGAUGCAAGGAAAGAUGAUUGGCCAACAAGUGGUCCGCAUUUUUUGGGGUAGGAGCCCAACAGCUAAACAGGAUGUACUUGGUAGCUGGGGCCAGCAAGUAGAUCCAAAUCAAUGGAGUGCAUAUUAUGGUUAUGGUCAAGGCUAUGAUCCCUAUGCCUAUGGAGCUUCUCAAGAUCCAUCGUUGUAUGCAUACAGUGGAUAUGCCGGUUAUGGCCAAUAUCCUCAACAGGUUGAAGGAGUUCAAGAUAUGGCAGCUAUGGUUGGUACUGUUCCAUAUUUAGAACAGAGGGAUGAACUGGAUGAUCCCUUGGCUACACCUGAUGUUGACAAGUUGAGUGCUGCUUACCUCUCUGUACAUGGAAGGGCCAUUUUGGGCCACCCCUUGUGGCUAAGAACAUCAGCGUUUCUGCAGCAAGCGUAGUCAACAUUAGCAUAAUGACGCCACCCCUUGUGGCUAAGAACAUCAGCGUUUCUGCAGCAAGCGUAGUCAACAUUAGCAUAAUGACGUCAUUGGUUUGAUUCGGAUUCUUCCUCAAUUUUCCUGGAGUUCACAUUAUGAAAACCAGAGAAGAAACAGUGGAGAUGUGCUAGAAUGGCUAUAGUUGGUGCAAAUGAGAGUGGGAAGAAACACAGUAGUUGAGUGACCCCACUUUUUCUCUCAAUCAGGGGCUGGGCAGUUGUCGCUACGUAAAUGUGCCUCAGUCCGAUACCAGUUGCCUUUGCUGGGUUUGUUGUGUGAGAAAGUGUCUCAAUACUGUUGCACCUUAAAUGUUCCAAUUGCUCCUUUGACAAAAAAAAAAAAAAAAAGAAUUUACAAUACCUGUUGCCUUUGCUAGGCUUGUUGUAUGAGAAAGUGUCUUGAUACCGUUGCAACUUAGUGUUCCAAUUGCUUAUCUUUAGAAACUUUAGUUUCUUUCAAGUAUCAUUGUUGCUGGAAAAUUGUACUGAAACAAUAUUUUUGGAUGUUUAUUAGGUGGUUCCUCAA
This is a messenger RNA of Rosa rugosa (rugosa rose), 1905 nucleotides long. RefSeq names its product polyadenylate-binding protein RBP47B'-like. Gene Ontology annotation, molecular function: mRNA binding. The coding region runs from base 40 to 1341 and encodes 433 amino acids. The transcript is spliced from 8 exons. NCBI's taxonomy places the organism in Eukaryota, Viridiplantae, Streptophyta, Magnoliopsida, Rosales, Rosaceae. Gene Ontology annotation, cellular component: cytosol. The record is from RefSeq and is a predicted model, not a curated record.